AUGUGGCGGCCGGCCGGCAGCGCGCUGCCGCAGCUGCUGCUGCAGCAGCUGGAGAGAGCGGCGGGGUGGGCAGCCAGCCGUGCCGUGUCAGCUGCCCCGCAGGCUUCCCACCUGUCAACCGUCCCCUCAGCCGAGACGCUGUGGCAGCAGACGCUGCGGGCAGCAGCGGCGGCCGUGGGUGGAGGCGGCGCCAGCGGCGGAGCCGGCCAGGCGGCGCUGCAGGCUGCCCAUCCGUCGCCGCUGCAGCUGUCGCAGCCGCCGCAGCAGCAGCAGCGGCAGGCGGCAGACGGCUGGGCCCUCGCGCCGCCGCUGCUGGCGCCAGAGGUGGCUGAGCUCAUGCCAGCAGGCAGCCGGCCACCAAGCGACAGCUCCUUGGCUCAGGCGGCCGCCGCUGGGGAUCCCCUGGCGCAGCUGAUGCUUUCGGCAGCCGAGCCCGCCCGCGGCAAGCAGCGGCGCAGGCGCAAGGCGGGAGAGCGGCAGGCGGAGGCGGGGCCGGAUGCGGCGGCGGCCUGGGCGGGCCUGGAGCCAGCAGACGACUCGGCCAGCAGCAGCGGCAGCGAUGGCAGCAGUAAGCGUGGCGAGGACGGCGGGCCCAAGCACAGCACCAGGGCAGCGCGGCGGUCCAGGCGCAAGCGGGGGCAGCAGGAGCAGCAGGCGCCGGCGCCGGGGGCGGCGGAGAGCGCCAGCGAAGACGAGAGCAGCGACGAGGCUGCCGCCGCCGCCGACGUGGCCAGCAGGGCGGGCGCUCGCCGGCUGCCGCCACCAGCGGUGCUGCAGGAUGAUGCGCACCCCAUCAGGGAUGGCGACAUCUCCCGUCCCGCCUGGCUGGUCCUGUCCCGUCUGCGCGCCGCGGGGCACGAGGCGUAUGUGGUUGGCGGUACCAUCCGGGACCUGCUGCUGGGCGGCACCCCCAAGGAUUACGACCUGCUCACCACCGCAGAGCUGCACCAGAUCAAGCGCCUGUUUGGGCGGUGCAACAUCGUGGGGCGCUCCUUCCCCGUGUGCCAGGUGCACGCCGAGGGCACCAUGAUCGAGGUCAGCAGCUUCACCACCAACGCCGACCUGCGCCUCAUCCCCGCCGACGCAUCCACCCACAUGAUUGGCAGGCAGAAGCCAAAGCGGGUGGCGCGGCAGGAGGCCGGCGCGACGUGGGCGGCCGCACGUGCCGACAAUGCCGCCCGCCGCGACUUCACCGUGAAUGGCCUGCUAUAUGAUCCGUUCAGCCGCCUGCUGUUUGACUCGGUGGGCGGUGUGGCGGACUGCCAGGCCCGCCGCCUGCGCACCAUCUGCCCACCGCAGCAAUCCUUUGCGGCAGACCCCGCCCGCAUCUUGCGGGGGGUGCGCCUGGCGGCGCGUGCAGGGCUGGAGCUGGAGCCUGAGACGGCGGCGGAGAUGGAGGAGGCGGCGGCGACCAUCGGCCUGCUGCCGCAGGGGCGGCUACAAAUGGAGCUGGGCUCGCUGUUGGGAUACGGCGCCUCGGAGCGGUCGCUGGCGCUGAUGUGGCGCCUGGGCCUGCUGGACAUGCUGCUGCCGCAGCAUGCCCUCUACCUCAAGCGCCACCGCGUGCCGCGCGCGCCACGCGCCCCCUCCUCCAAGCGCCGCCACAAGCGCGACCUGCUGUUUGAGCUGGCUGGCGAGCUGGACAGGCAUGUGCACCCGCAGAAGCCUGUGGACCCGUCGGUGUGGGUGGCGCUGCUGGCGGCGCCGCUGGUGGCCGAGGAGUGCGCCCGCCUGGGCCAGCAGCAGCGGCGGCGGCAGCGCCAGAAGCAGCGGCGGGUGGAGGAGGCGGAGGCGCGGCGGCAGCAGGCGCUGCGGCAGGAGGAGGAGGCGGCAGCGCUGGAUGGGGAGGGCAGCAGCGAGGCCGACGGCGGCGGGGGCGGCAUCGCCGGCGGCAGCAGCGGCUACGACAGCGGCAGCAGCAGCGGCAGCUUCGAGGAGGAGGGCCAGGGCAAAGGGGAGGGCGAGGGCGAGGCGCCGCACCGGCGCCAGCUGCAGGGCUGGCUGGGCCAGGAGCAUGCGGCGCGGCAGCAGUACAUAGAGCAGUACAGCCAGGUGGUGGCUGAGGUGCUGGAGAGCAUGCAGCAGGCCCUCGAUGUGGCCACCAUGGAGACGCUGGGCCACCAGGCCAAGAAGCACAGCGACCAGCUGCUGUCUGGCGGCGGCGCCGGGACUGGCGGCAGCAAGGCGGCGAGCCGGCGGCGGCGACAGCGCGGCGCCGAGGCGCAGGGCGGCGUGCUGCUGCCCUGCGUGCUGUCCAAGGCGGCGCUGGAUCGGGCGGCGGCCCUGCUGCUGCUGGAAGCCGACCUGCGAGGCCACCCAGAGCUGCUCCUGCUGCUGGGCAAGGGCAGCACGCCGGCCGCGGCGCAGCCUGCGCCAGCAGCAGCCGUGGCGGCGCUGCCGGCGCUGGGGCAGGAGCGAGAGGAGGAUGGGGAGCGGCAGCAGCAGGAGCAGCAGGCGGCGGCGGGGCGGCACAACGAGCAGCACCAGCUGUGGCACCGGCUGGAGCGGGCGCUGGCGGUGGUGGAGCUAGGGCAGGCCCAGGCGGCCGACGCCGCGGCGGCCACGGCUGCGGCGGACGCGCAGCGCGCGGGGGCGGAGGCGCAGCUGCGUCGGCGGCGCCAGGGCCGCAGGCUGAGCCCCGAGGAGCGGCUGGUGCUGGGCAUCCUCAGCGACCCGCGCUUCGACUACGGCGCCCGCACCGCCCUGCUGCGCGGCGGCGCGGCCGCCGACCCCUGA
Molecule: messenger RNA, 2736 nt
Organism: Chlorella variabilis
Lineage: Eukaryota; Viridiplantae; Chlorophyta; Trebouxiophyceae; Chlorellales; Chlorellaceae
Exons: 10
Coding region: 1-2736 (911 amino acids)
Biological process (GO): RNA processing
Molecular function (GO): RNA binding; nucleotidyltransferase activity
Source: RefSeq, a predicted model, not a curated record